UAUUACAUGUUGUUCUCCCUGUAGUAAACCAUGAGCUAUUGGAGUUGCAGGUGUGUGAGUUAAGAGAAUAUAAAGAAUUGUCCUUAUAUUCUCCAUCAAUAAGACCAGCUGUUUGGUAACGUGGUACCACAGCUGUAUCCAAGGAAAUCUUGCCAACAUGUCUUAUUGCCAGAAAGCGUCUUUGCGAAGGAUUUGUAGAGAGACCUUGACUCACACAACAGCACACGGCAUCUCCAGCAUUUUGCGUUCCAAGUCCACAUUUCAGAAGAACUGCUGGAUCGUCUUUGUCAUCUUUGUUGUAACAUGCAUGUUGUGGCAAUGCAGUGAACUCAUCAUUGCCUUCUUCCAGUAUCCCUCGCAAGAGAGGAUCACCUUGGUCAACAAUUCCAAGCUGAAGUUUCCCGCUGUGACCUUCUGCAACCUCAACCGGGUUCGCAAGUCCCUUCUGAACUCUAAGUACAGCUUCCUGAAGAAGGAGCUGCCAUUUCUGGACAAUGACUUUGGCUCUAACUUAACGAGCUACACAGAGAACGAUCAUGAGUAUUCCUACAGUCUGGAUUAUGCGCUGUCCAAACUGAGCAUUGAGAAUCAGGCAGAGGCUGGACAUCAGCUGGAAGACAUGCUCCUGUCUUGUAAAUUCCAUGGAAGCAGAUGUGACAAGAGUUUCUUCAGUACCUUCUUGCAUCACAAGUUUGGAAACUGUUACACGUUCAAUAGCUUGACAAAAAUGGGAAGCCGUGGGCAGCUGAUGAGACGAGAAGUUCUGAAUGCCACCAAGGCAGGAUUCAGCUACGCACAAGAAGAAGCGAAUGAGGCUGAAAGCUGA
Molecule: messenger RNA, 826 nt
Organism: Acipenser ruthenus (sterlet)
Lineage: Eukaryota; Metazoa; Chordata; Actinopteri; Acipenseriformes; Acipenseridae
Product: amiloride-sensitive sodium channel subunit gamma-like
Exons: 3
Coding region: 158-826 (222 amino acids)
Biological process (GO): sodium ion transmembrane transport
Cellular component (GO): membrane
Molecular function (GO): ligand-gated sodium channel activity
Source: RefSeq, a predicted model, not a curated record